AUGACCCCUCGUGUGAAUAUUAAAAGAAAAUUUCUUUCCCAUCCCUGUCAUUUUGUUUCCCCCUUUUUUUCCCCCUUCUUUUUUUCCCCUUUUUUCCCCCCUUUUUUUUCCCCCUUUUUUUUCCAUUUUCCAUACAACUUCCACAUUUUUAAUCCUCACUUGGAACGUCCGAACGGGCAAAAAACAAACGCAGGAAUAAGCAACUGUAACGAAGAAGCAGAUGGUAAAAAAAAAAAAAAUAAAAAAAACGACAAAAUGCCCCCUCGUUUGCGCCACAGUAACAAAAUGGCAGCCAAAUCGCAAAAGAAAGUUUUAAAAAAGCAAAACAAACGGAAGAAGAAGGACCCCUUAGCUCCAAAGAGAGCCCUGUCAGCCUACAUGUUCUAUGUCAAGGACAAGCGACUCGAAUUAAUCAAAGAGAGACCAGAGCUCGCCAAAGAUGUUGCGCAAGUGGGCAAGUUGGUUGGAGAAGCCUGGGGGAAGUUAAGCGCCGCGCAGAAGACUCCGUACGAAAAAAAGGCGCAGUUGGACAAAGUCAGGUACUCCAAGGAGAUAGAGGAAUACAGGAAGACAAAAAAGGAGUAG
This is a messenger RNA of Plasmodium cynomolgi strain B, 585 nucleotides long. Its product is annotated as high mobility group protein putative. Bases 1 to 585 code for a protein of 194 amino acids. NCBI's taxonomy places the organism in Eukaryota, Apicomplexa, Aconoidasida, Haemosporida, Plasmodiidae. The record is from RefSeq and is a predicted model, not a curated record. The transcript is spliced from 3 exons.